Molecule: messenger RNA, 3676 nt
Organism: Larimichthys crocea (large yellow croaker)
Lineage: Eukaryota; Metazoa; Chordata; Actinopteri; Sciaenidae
Gene: pax3b
Product: paired box 3b
Exons: 9
Coding region: 426-1904 (492 amino acids)
Biological process (GO): regulation of transcription by RNA polymerase II; anatomical structure development
Molecular function (GO): DNA-binding transcription factor activity, RNA polymerase II-specific; RNA polymerase II cis-regulatory region sequence-specific DNA binding
Source: RefSeq, a predicted model, not a curated record
CUUUGAACCGGUGUCAACAAACAACAACAACAAUAUUUUCGUCCUAGCUACACCCGACUUGGCAACCACAUUACCAAAGAACAUCAACACUGGCGAAUAAAGCCGAGGAGAGUGACAAACUAACUCUUACUAACACCCAAACGUCAAAUUUUCUUCUUUUUUGUCCUCACUUUGGACUCCUCGGAGGGUUUUUUUGGCCGCCCCGGGACAUUGGUGCCUGGCCGGUUGAGGCUAACCCUAAACCGAGGCUAACCGAGGCUUAGCCUUCCAGGAACACUUCGUCGCAGUCGGAGAAAAAAAAAAAAGAAGAAAAAUAAAAAAGGCGACUUUCAACGACGUCCUCCGUCUGCGGACUCGGUGUCGGUACGGCAGCCUCCCCGUUAGGAGGGGGUUUCUGUUGUCACUGGGGUGGUGGUGGUGGAGGUAUGACUGCGUUGGCGGGGUCAAUACCCAGGAUGAUGCGACCCACGCUGGCUCAGAACUACCCCCGCAGCGGUUUCCCUCUGGAAGUGUCUACCCCGCUGGGUCAAGGCCGAGUGAACCAGCUCGGAGGAGUUUUCAUAAAUGGCAGACCUUUGCCCAACCACAUCCGACAUAAAAUCGUGGAGAUGGCCCAUCACGGCAUCAGGCCGUGUGUCAUCUCACGACAGCUCCGGGUCUCACACGGCUGCGUGUCCAAAAUCCUGUGCCGGUACCAGGAGACGGGCUCCAUCAGACCCGGGGCCAUCGGUGGCAGCAAACCCAAGCAGGGAACAACGCCGGACGUAGACAAGAGAAUAGAAGAAUACAAGCGGGAAAACCCGGGUAUGUUUAGCUGGGAGAUUCGGGAUAAAUUACUGAAGGAUGGGAUAUGUGACCGCAACAACGUCCCUUCAGUGAGCUCCAUCAGUCGCAUCAUGCGGAGUAAGUUCGGUGGGAAAGGCGACGAGGAGGAGGAUGAGGAUGAAAUCGAGAAGAAAGAGUUGGAGGACAACGACCGCAGGGCCAAACACAGCAUCGAAGGCAUCUUAGGAGACAGAUCGAGUCACUCAGAUGAGGGUUCGGACGUGGAGUCGGAGCCUGACCUGCCACUCAAGAGGAAGCAGCGGCGCAGUCGGACCACCUUCACGGCAGAGCAGCUGGAGGAGCUAGAGAGGGCCUUCGAGAGGACCCACUACCCCGACAUCUACACCAGGGAGGAGCUCGCCCAGAGGGCCAAACUCACCGAGGCCAGGGUUCAGGUUUGGUUCAGCAACAGGCGGGCGAGGUGGAGGAAGCAAGCAGGAGCUAAUCAACUGAUGGCAUUUAAUCACCUGAUCCCAGGGGCUUUCCCACCUUCAGCCAUGUCCAGCAUCCCCCCCUACCAGCUCUCUGACAGCACCUACCCCCCCUCAUCUAUAGCACAAGUGUCGGAGCCCCCCAGCACGGUGCACCGGCCCCAGCCUCUCCCUCCUUCCUCAGGCCACCAAGCCUCCGGCGGUGGAGGGCAGGGAGAAGGAGGAUCCGCCUACUGCCUCGCCUCCGGACGCCACACCUUCUCAGGCUACUCGGACAGCUUUGUGACCCCCGGGGGACCAACCAAUCCCAUGAACCCCGCCAUAGGAAACGGACUCUCCCCGCAGGUGAUGGGUCUGCUGAACCCGGGCGGCGUACCACAUCAGCCCCAAAGCGACUACGCCAUCUCCCCUCUGACGGGCGGCCUCGAGCCCCCCGCUGGCAUGGCGGCCAGCUGCAGCCAGCGCAUGGAUCACAUCAAAGGCCUGGAGGGUCUCACCAGCGUCCCCUCCAUGUCGGCUCUGCCCUCCCUGCCUAGCUCUCAGUCCUACUGCACCCCCUCCUACAGCUCACCGGGCUAUACCGUCGACCAUGUGGCGUCCUACCAGUACGGCCAGUACGGACAAAGUAAGGUGCCCUUCCUUAUCUGAGGCCUGAAAUCACCUGAUUACAAACUCCAGACGUCACAGAGGAACAUUUGCGUGUACAGCAGCGGUGGAAAUCUUUUUUAAUAACUGGACCAAAAUUGUGUUACCAUUUACCAGGACACAUUCUCUACUGCAGGAUGUUACAUUAUUGAUUCUUGAUGGAAGAAAUGGACAAAAUAAAAAAGAAGGGACCACAAGAAGGAAUACCAGACCAAAAACUGUUUGACUGUGAACGUUGCUGCAUCAGUAUUGCAGACGACUGGCAGAGAUGUCAGCGCUUAAUGUGGUUAGCUCAGUGGAGUUCUGCCUACAGUGCCGUGAAGAGGCACUUUCCACAGUGACCAAACACCAUUUGUGGAGUCCAACCCAAAUCUUAUCGUCAUGGACUACAAUUCCUUCGAGCUGAUGCUUAAAGGAGCAUGUUUACAUAUCUUAGGGCCACAUGAGUACAUAUGAAAUUCCAUGUAUUUCCAAAUUAAUCCCCAAAUUGUAUCCGCUGAACGGGGGAAAAGAAAAGGGCUUUGUUGAUUUUAUUGCAUUUAUUUGAGAUCUCUGCAUCCCACACAUGGAGAGAAAUUCCAGAGGCAGAGAAAACAAACGUGAGCAUACGAAUCUGUGGAUUUUAUUCUAUCAGAAACUCUAAUGUACACCACAGCUGUACUGCAGAGAAAGGUCAUUCAAACAUUCCUCCUACCUCCCCCCUCUGUCUCUCUCCUCCAGCCUUUCUGUCUUACUCCCUCUGUCUCAUUGAUGUUUUGGACGGUGAGGCAGAGAUCCCGAGCCUUUUGUAGUUUUAGAGAGGAACUCGGAGGAGGUCAGGAGGUGACUUUAGGGAAAGUGACAGAUGAGAGAGCAGCAGAGGAGGGCGGCGGCAAAGUGGCUUUAGGAGAAGGGAGGGUGGAGGGGGGGAGAGUGGAUAGGCAAGAUCGAUCACAGGGUUUAAAAAAAAAAAAAAAAAACUUUAAAGAUCCUCUCCCUGCGAGAAAAAGCGACCAGGUCACAAGUCACGACCGAAAGACACUUGAGAAACCAAGAGACAGAGAGAGUUUAGACUAAAGACAGCCAUUCUCCCAGCUGACCAGAAGUGCAAUAUCAUGUAUCUUAAGAGUCAACCUCAUAAUUAAAACAAUAAAAAAGAAAAUCAAAUGUGCCUCUUAAAGUCUUACGAAACACUUUGGGUUCAUACUCUGGAUCUAGUUUGGGACUUUGUAAAGGAACAACACAUGUGCCUUUGAAGGCUUUUGGGUCUACAACAAAUUGAAACAUUGCUAAUAUUGCUGUAACAGGAUACUUAGGGGACCACAUUUGUAAGGACUUAAGUCAGUGUAGCGUCAUUAAGAAAAGAAUGAAUCAAGGGAAUGCCAAUGUAAACAGAAAAUUACCAGGAAUGACAAAGCCAAAACUGUAUUUUACUUUAUUUCAUUUUUUCCUGUUGCUCGGGACCUGUUGUUUUAUUUUUUAUUUUUUUCAUUCUUUUGUUUCCAUUUUGCAUACACAGGAAAUAUCGAUGAUAACACAUUCCGGACAUAUUUAUUGUCACAACUGUGUGUCAACAGCAUCAUUGUAAAACUUCCCACAAUGUACAAGUGAGUGACAAAAACUUUAUCCACGAAACUCCGGCUCAGAAUAACAAGAGUGCCUUCAGAAAGCGCUCAUGUUUUGUACAUGUGUCUAUGUUAGAAUGAACCAGUCCUUUCAUUCCUCUGAUAUAUUUUUUUGUAUUAUUGGACAAAGCGAUAUGACGUAACGUCAUGUGUACAAGCGCAUUAUCACUU